AUGGACCAAAAACCGUUUAAAGUUGUCAUCGUGGGUGGCAGCAUUGCUGGACUCACUCUAGCGUUGAUGCUAGAGAGAAAUGGUAUUGAUUUCGUCAUCCUUGAAGCGUACGGCAGCAUUGCACCCCAGGCCGGGGCUAGUUUCGGCGUUUUGCCAAACGGCUUUCGCAUUCUGGACCAGUUGGGUUGUUACGAGUCGGUUCUGAAGAUGGCGGAAUAUCCAGUCGAUAAAUUCCACUUCCGAGAUUCCCAAGGACAACCAUUCUGGACCUUCGAUAACUUUAACGAGACUUCAGUCGGAAGACAUGGCUACCCUGUCGUUUUCCUCGACCGACGAAUGUUGAUAGAAGUCCUCUACGAAAAGAUCCAGGAUAAGUCCAAAGUGAUCACCUCUCAGCGGGUCCAGAGUAUUGAGAAUGGUACUUCGAGUGUAACGGUUACCACAACGACUGGCCAAAUCUACACCGGGAAUAUCGUGGUCGGAGCAGAUGGAAUCCAUUCCAAAGUGCGUCAAGAGAUGUGGAAAGCGGCCGAAAAGAUAGAUCCCACCUGGAUUGAUCCCACAGAGGAAUCUGGUAUGAAAAUCAAACCCGAAGCACUUGAGAAGUAUUGGCUAACUCUUGUGAAAGCACUGCCUGCAACCUACGCAUGCAUAUUCGGCAUCUCCAAAGGCGUGAAAGGGAUCGAGAAAGGUAUGCUGAACUCGGUGUUCAAUGAGCAUUACUCGUAUCUUGUGCCCAGCGGACCCGGAGAUCUCACCUACUGGUUUCUCGUGCGGAAUAUGGGGAAGACGUACUAUGGUGCAGAUAUUCCUCGGUUCACGAAGGAGGAAGAGGAGGCAUUUGCAACGGAACAUUUGAAUGACCAGAUCACUCCCACGCUUCAAUUUUCCGCUCUGUAUAAGAGCAAGAUCGCCUCGGCAUACAGCAGUCUGCCAGAAUACGUCUAUAAAAGAUGGCAUUUCCAGAGAACUAUGACUAUUGGCGAUGCCAGUCACAAAUUUGAGCCUUUGACAGGCCAGGGAGGCAAUAAUGCAAUGGAAACCGCCGCAUCCCUGACGAAUCAUCUCGUUGCUGCUCUCAGAGUCUGCCAGUCAGGGACGCUGUCGUCGGCAGAGAUCUCCAAAGUCUUUGAGAACGUUCAACAGCAGCGUGAACAGCGUGCGUGGGGAUUGGUCAAAGCAUCUCAUGCCAGGCAACGUCUGGACUGCCUGGAAACGCCCUUCAUAAAGUUCAUGGCAAGAUACGUGGUGCCGCGCUUUCCCAGAUCCGCUGUUCUCAGCAAAUGGAUCGACACGUAUUCUCCCGCAGUGUCCUUGGACAUGCUUCCAUUACCACAUAGGCCUCGAGAAAUUGCAUAUUUUGACGAGCGCUUCAGAGUACCGUCAUCUCGGGGCGUGGUAACAAUCUUGUUGUACGCUGCGUACUUCCUCUUAGCCUGGCUAGGCUAUCGCCAGCUCUCCACAGCAAUCAGAGAGAAUGGGACAAUGGGGUUGGUCCGCCAGGCAAUUCAGAACGACUCGGUUCUACUCCCAGGAGGAGUUGAAGCUCCCCUUCGCCAGGUGUACACAGGUCUCCGACCUGUUGACCUCAUCUUGAAGAUCUUGGUAACAAUAUUCCUGCCAGCGGUCUCCAACUUUUCUACACCGGAGCAGCCAUUGCAAGUUUUGUACUUCUUGGCCUCGAUGAUGCCAAUCAUCGCUGUCUGGACGGUGGAAGGGUUCCGACCAAGGAACAAAUGGACCCUUCUUGCCACUCCGAGUCUAUGGGCGGUUCUGUAUCAGUUGCGAGGUAUUGGGCUGAUCGCACCGCUCUAUUUCGCAUCGAGCACCUAUAUUUCCUCUGGGAUACCAUACUUCUCCCCAAGUACCCGCAAACUCCCUGAAUCCACCGCCCGAGCCAUACUGCCUGCACUGAUAUUGGGAUUCGUCGUACCUACAAUCAUGCUGUUCUUCCCAUUGGCCGAUGCGCUGAAUACGCGCCAGGUCUUCCUUGCGCUGUGGCAGCCUGCUCCGGUAUAUGUGGUUAUCUUGACUCAGAUAUUCUCCCGUAUCAUCAAUUCGAUCAGUUCGAACACACCGGCCAAAACUGACAGUGCAGCGGAGAGAGAAUCUAAUCGUGACAUCCCACACUUGCAAACCCUCUAUGCUGUCGCUGGUUGUAUAUCUGCUUGUUUCCAUGUGGCCAUGUUGCUGAGCUGGGCUGCUCUGGGCACCAACUUUAUCACUAGGGCGUUUAUUCCAUCCGAUGCCUUCGCACAGGUGUCAACACUUGCAGACGGUGUGUUCGUGUUCUUCCAGAACGACUUCCUGCUUUUUGCAGCGGCAACUCUCCUGUGGUGCCUCGCUAGCGUGUGGGAUCUAUACCGCCUUGGUGUUUCUAACGUUUCCUGGCAGAUGGCACUGGCUAGUUUGAUUCUGGGUUCUGCGGUAAUCGGACCGGGUGCCACUGUGGCAGCUGUGUGGUAUUGGCGGGAGGAGGUUAUGAGUCGGACAUCUUUCCGCCGGCAUGGUCCGGGUCUGUAG
Molecule: messenger RNA, 2523 nt
Organism: Penicillium mononematosum
Lineage: Eukaryota; Fungi; Ascomycota; Eurotiomycetes; Eurotiales; Aspergillaceae
Product: FAD-dependent oxidoreductase
Exons: 3
Coding region: 1-2523 (840 amino acids)
Molecular function (GO): FAD binding
Source: RefSeq, a predicted model, not a curated record